Messenger RNA from Penicillium argentinense, 462 nucleotides. RefSeq lists its product as uncharacterized. The record is from RefSeq and is a predicted model, not a curated record. Bases 1 to 462 code for a protein of 153 amino acids. Lineage: Eukaryota; Fungi; Ascomycota; Eurotiomycetes; Eurotiales; Aspergillaceae. The transcript is spliced from 2 exons.
AUGGUUUCAGGAAAGACUAUGGUCUUUACGAUUGUUGGAUGGAAUGCUGAGGCAAAUAGAUUUGGAGGCUAUCUGGCUUCGAUCGACCCACGUUUGACAUGGCGAGAGCAUCUGCAAUAUAUCUUGAUCUUCUGUCGAACCCAUAUCAAGCGUGCGUUCAAGAAGAAGUUUGGACCUCAUGCUGCUACUCCCAUAUUGGCAAUGAUUCUGCAAUCAAAUUCAAAGAGCGAAAUCCUUGCAUAUUUCGAUGAGGCUAUUGAAAAAUGGCCUGAAACGAAGGCUUGGUUUAAUUCAAAGCGAGCAGAUUGGAUCCUUGCCAGUCUAUCCCAUGAAACUUCAAAAAUUCCGAUCACCUGGUGGCAGCUUGCACCACAUCAUACUGGACUUUGUGAAAGCAGUCAUUUUGUCGAUAACGAAGCCAUUGGACGUAAGCAAACGUUGCUUGGCGCUGUUCUGAAGUAA